AGAUCUGGGUUUUCUCUCAAACUUCAUCUUCUUCCUCCUGUCCUCCUCCUUCCUCAUCCUUCUUCUUUUUUCUUCUUAUUCUUUCUUUCUCUCUCUUCUCCCUUCUCCUUCCUCUCUCAAACCCAGAUCUGGGUUUUUCUCAAACCUAGAUUAGGCAUUUCAGCAACCUCGCUUGCUCGUGGCACUGCUACUCCGACGACUCAAGCUGGACACCGUAAUUCCCUGGCGGCCCAAGAAGAAGGUGGUGGUUGUAAUGGGGCAGACCAGAGUCGGCAAGUCACGGCUCUCCAUCGAACUCGCCACCCUGUUUCCGGUGGAGAGCAUAAACUCAGACAAAAUACAAGUGCAUGAAGGACUAGACAUUGUCAUUGUCACCAACAAAAUAACAGAGGAAGAACGAAAAAGAGUUCCCCACCAUUUCCAGCUUCCAGUCAUUGCAGGCGACUCCAAUUCCUACAUCGAGGCUUUGAUCGACGACGUAGACCACCGGUUCCGAUCAAAAUUCGAUCCUUGUUUCCUUUGGGUUGAGGUCACAACGCCGGUGCUCUAUCAAUAUGUCUCGGAGCAGGUCGACCGGAUGGUUAAGAACGGAAUGAUCAACAAGGUGAGGGAGUUUUCUCCAUCAGCGGGGAUUAAAAAAGGGGAUCAGGAAAGUGAUUGGAGUUCUGGAGUUCAAUAUGUACUUCCGACUGGAACAGUUUCUGGACAAAGAAAGCAGAGCCGUGUUGCUGAAGAACCAGCAGUGGACGCCAUUGUCCUCUUCUUCACCACGGCUUCCUCACAGGGGAGUAGCAGUGCUAGAGCUCGUCCAAGAUGGACGAGGUGAGCAAGGUUGCUGAAAUGCCAGAUCUGGGUUUGAGAGAAGAAGAAGAAGGGAGAAGAGAGAGAAAGAAAGAAUAAGAAGAAGAAAGAAGAAGGAUGAGGAGGGAGGAGGAAAGGAGGAAGAAGAUGAAGUUUGAGAGAGAACCCAGAUCUGGUUUGCAGAGGUAAGGGAAAAGGAAAGGUAAAUGAGAGAGAAAAUGAAAGAGGAAGAAGAAAUCUGACGUGUGAAA
Molecule: messenger RNA, 1052 nt
Organism: Rubroshorea leprosula
Lineage: Eukaryota; Viridiplantae; Streptophyta; Magnoliopsida; Malvales; Dipterocarpaceae
Source: the annotation of a GenBank genome assembly